GGUUAUCUUUUUUUUCUCUCUCUCUAAGAAAUAUCUCUCUUAUAAUGUCUGGAUACCCAUACAAUCCACAAGGAUACGGUUACGGCCCGCCGUCGGGCCAACAACCCUACUCCUCCGCUCCUCCGUCGAGCCAACAGCCCUACUCCUCCGCCCCUCCGCCGGGCCAACAGCCCUAUGCACCCGUGGCCGUACCCUACGGCGCCCCAUCAGCACCUUACGCACCCACUGGCCCGGGUGAUCACAAACCCCCCAAGGACAAACCCUACGGCGCUGCCCCACAGUCAUCUUCCGGCUACCCACAGUCCUCUUCCGGCUACCCACAACAGUCCUCUUCCGGAUACCCGCAACAGUCCUCUUCCGGAUACCCACAACAGUCCUCUUCCGGAUACCCACAGUCUGCGCCACCACACGCUUCCGGUUACCCACCGUCCACGGCGUCGUACGGGAGCCCCUUCGCAUCUCUGGUGCCAUCGGCGUUCCCCCCUGGCACGGAUCCCAACGUUGUGGCCUGUUUUCAGUUAGCGGAUCAAGAUGGUAGCGGAUUCAUCGAUGAUAAGGAGUUGCAGAAAGCACUUUCUUCUUAUAAUCAAAGCUUUAGUUUGAGAACUGUUCAUCUUCUCAUGUAUCUCUUCACCAAUACCAACGCUAGAAAGAUCGGACCGAAGGAAUUUACUGCAGUGUUCUACAGUCUCCAAAACUGGAGGGCAAUAUUUGAGAGAUUUGACAGAGAUAGGAGCGGGAAAAUUGAUCCUUCGGAGCCGCGGGAGGCACUGCUGAGCUUGGGAUUUGCGGUGUCUCCAACAGUGCUGGAUUUACUGGUUUCCAAGUUUGACAAGAGCGGUGGAAAGAACAGAGCCAUUGAAUAUGACAAUUUCAUAGAGUGCUGUCUCAGUGUGAAGGGAUUAACGGAGAAAUUCAAGGAGAAGGACAAUGGGUUCACGGGGUCGGCAACGUUCACCUAUGAAGCUUUCAUGCUCAGUGUUCUGCCAUUCCUUAUUGCUUAGGAUGUACUGCCACUUAGUGAUAAACCCGUUCUCUUUGAAGUAAUUUGGUUUGUACCAAAUUCGUAUUCUUCUUGUGCUGUGUUCUUGUAAUGACUUGUUGGCUUUAAACUUGUUUGUUUGAUGCUUUUACCGUA
Molecule: messenger RNA, 1138 nt
Organism: Cornus florida
Lineage: Eukaryota; Viridiplantae; Streptophyta; Magnoliopsida; Cornales; Cornaceae
Product: calcium-binding protein CBP-like
Exons: 3
Coding region: 45-1004 (319 amino acids)
Molecular function (GO): calcium ion binding
Source: RefSeq, a predicted model, not a curated record